Paramecium sonneborni is the source of this 1609-nucleotide messenger RNA. The record is from the annotation of a GenBank genome assembly. NCBI's taxonomy places the organism in Eukaryota, Ciliophora, Oligohymenophorea, Peniculida, Parameciidae.
AUGUUAUCAGUAAUCAGAGAAGGAAUUGGAUAAUGGAAAAAUUAAUAAAGAGUCAAUUCUUGGUUGUAAUUAUUUAAUGAAUUAUAAUAAUUUUGUUAAUUACCUAAUUUUUUCAAUUUAUUUAUGAAGAAUCAAUCAAUAAUGUGUAAAUUUAUUAUUUGAUUUAUUUGCUGGACCUCCUGAUUCAAAUAAUAAUAAAAAAUUAGAAGAAGAAGAAUAAAAUGCUAUUAAAUUUAUUUAUACUACACUCGUUAGUGUUUUCAAUGCAGUGAAUUUAAAAAGAGUAAGAAAGCUUAUCAUAAAAAAUUGUCAGAAGCUGUUAAAGAAUUAGAAGAAGAAUUAAAUAAAAUUUAACCACCUUCCGCUAUCGAUUUAGAAGGAUCUAGAGUUUUGAAGACACAUAUAAAGAAAUAACCUAAAGUUAAAAAUGUAAAAGAAGGAAUGGCUAAUUUAGAUGAAGUAGAUGUUACAUACACAAAAAUUUAAUAAAAAGAAUUUGAAGCAAAUGAUGAAAAUGUAUUAGAUAGAUGGAGUAGAUAUAUUGGUGCUAUGGGUAUGGAUGCAGUAAAAAAGUAAGCAAAUAGUAGUGUUUUGGUAUCAGGUAUUGGAGCUUUGGUUGAAGUAGCUAAGAAUAUAGUUUUAUCUGGAGUCAAAAUGUUAAUUAUUCACGAUGAAUAAAAAUGUACUUAAUAUGAUCUUAAUGGGUAAUUUUUCAUUGAAGAAAAAGAUAUUGGUAAAAAUAGAGCUGAAGUAAGUUGGGAGAAAUUAUAAUAACUUAAUUCAUUUGUUAGAGUAAAUUAUGAAAUAUCAGAACUACUUAAUAUUGAUUUCACUAAAUACAAUAUUGUAAUAAUUUGCUGAAUUAUGUCGUUAACAUAAAGUGAAAUUAAUUAUAAGUUCAGUUGAUGGAGUAUUUGAAAGAGUAUUCAAUGAUUUUCGUUAGUCAUUCAUCGUUGAAGAUAAGAAUGAUGAAUAAACUGUUGAUUAUAUUGUUAAAUCGGUUACUGAUAAAGGAGAUAAUAAAAUGCAUUUUGAAAUAACAAGUAAACAUGAAUUUUAAGAUAAUGAAAUUGUCAUGAUUGAAAAUAUAGAAGGAAUGAUAUAUUAAAAUAGAAAUUCAAUUAAUAAAACUGUUUAAAAAGUUAAAGUUAUUAGUAAGACUAUUGUAGAAAUAUAAUUAAAUGGAUAUUCUAAAUAUAUUAGAAAUGAAACUCUUAAAUUAGUAAAAGUACCUGUUGAAUUAUCAUUCUAACCAUAUAAUUAAGAAUUUAUUAAUAAACCAAUUUAUGAUCCUAAUAUAUCAGAAUAUGAUUUUAUUAAAUUGUAAAAUACUGAAUAUUUACGUAAUCUUUAUAAUAAUAAAGAGAUUAAGGAUGAGAAUUUUGAAUCCUUAUUUAAACAUUAUCCUAUUUUAGGAGAAUUUUCACAUUUAUCUGCUUAUCUUGGCGAAUUUGUAUCAUAAGAAGCUUUAAAGGGAAUAACUAAUAAAUUUACUCCAAUUUAAUAAAUAUUUUAAUAUCUAAAAAUGGUAAAACAAGUGAAAGAUCUUUAAGUAGAUUCUUGGGAAUAGAAAUUGCUGAUAAAUUAGAAAAAUCUAAAAUAUUUAUGA